CGGAGAUAAUGCACCCAAGCCAAGCGACUCCUCUCUUUCUCUCUCUCCUCCCGUUCCGGCUCCCGCGAACCGGAAAUGGCGCUGCUGCUAACCUCACAUCCUUCGCUUCUCCUCAAACACCCCAAAACGCUUCGUCUCUACUCUCUCCGUUCCCUAAAUCCUUCUUUAUCCUUCUCCCUAACCUCCCCAAGCUCCAAAUUCUCUUUCCUUCGUGUCCGUUCUUCAUUAUCCGGCGAAACUCCCGAUCAAUUCCCCGGUCGAUAUUCAGUAAACAAGCCUCCAAAAAAUCAAAUUUCCAAUAAGAAAUCCUCUGCCAAAUCUUCCGGGAAGAUCUACGCUGAGCAGAAAGAUGAUGGGACUUCUUCUGCGGGCAUUACCGACGAAUGGGGAGAGAAAGCUGAGCCCGAAGCAGAGACUUCGUACACGAAGUUCUCUGAUGCUGAUCCUCCCAAAGAUGAAGACGAAUGGGAAGGAAAUAAGGAGAGCGCGUCAGGGAAUGGCAGUGCGGCCUUGUACGAUAAGCUUGGGGACUUGAAGCGGAGCUUGGUUGAUACUGUUUAUGGUACUGAUUUUGGGUUCCAAGCGUCUGCAGAAGUUAGAGCGGAGGUUUUGGAAUUGGUUAAUCAGCUGGAAUCUUCGAAUCCCACUCCUGCUCCCUUGGAGGCUACAUCCCUUCUUGAUGGAAACUGGAUAUUACUGUACACGGCAUUUUCCGAGCUCUUGCCUCUUCUGGCAGCUGGGACAACUCCAUUAUUUAAGAUUAAAAGGAUAUGCCAAAAGAUCGACACCAAAAGCCUCGCCAUAGAGAACUCCACUGCACUCUCUAGUCCUUUUGCUACUUUCUCCUUUAGUGCGUCUGCUACUUUUGAAGUCCGAGGUCCUUCAAAAAUGCAGGUCAAAUUCACGGAAGGGGCCUUCCAGCCACCAGAAAUAAAGUCUACUGUUGAUCUUCCUGAAAAUGUAGAAAUUUUUGGGCAGAAGAUUGACUUAGCACCCAUACAGCAGUCUCUCAAGCCUCUGCAAGAUGCUGUAGCAAGCAUUUCUCGGGCAAUCUCUGGCCAGCCACCUCUCAAGCUUCCAAUUCCAGGGGAAAGGUCUCAGUCCUGGUUGAUAAUAACAUACCUGGAUAAAGAUCUUCGGAUAUCAAGAGGCGAUGGUGGCUUGUUUAUUCUUGCAAAAGAAGGUAGUUCCCUGCUAGAUCAGUAGCCAUCAAUUUCAUGUAACCCCCCCCCCCCUGUCUCUGCUGAAAUCCAAUAAAUUUUGUGUAUUCCAUUGUACUGUUGUGUUCUAUACAUCUAUGGUUUUUCUAUUGCUGUGUACUGUAAUGUACAUCUGUAAGUUUUCUAUUAGGCAUCAAUGGACAAAAAGAAUUCCUUUACCACA
This is a messenger RNA of Nelumbo nucifera (sacred lotus), 1383 nucleotides long. RefSeq names its product plastid lipid-associated protein 3, chloroplastic-like. Lineage: Eukaryota; Viridiplantae; Streptophyta; Magnoliopsida; Proteales; Nelumbonaceae. The record is from RefSeq and is a predicted model, not a curated record.